AUGAUGCUGAGGAAGCUGGUGUGUAAGAAGAUCUGUGCCUCUCCCCUGGCAGAUAAGAACUUUGAUGAUGAGGACUCUGUGGAUGGGGGCCGGUCCUGCUCCUCCGCAUCGUCCUCCAAGGCGCCCCCCAGUGGUAGGAGGACUGUAGCUGCAGCUUCUGUCCGCAGGCCCAGCUCUGCCACCGGACCCGGCAAGAUCUCUGCUAAAGAUGCUGCUGCAGGAGCUGUAGAUGAGGAGGACUUCAUCAAGGCUUUUGAAGAGGUUCCUACUAUCCAGAUCCACUCCAACAGAGAGAUGGAGGACAACCUCUCCAAGGUCCGGGAGGUUCUGUCUGACGACAAAAACGACUGGGAGCACCGAGUCAUCGCUCUGAAGAAGGUGCGUUCUCUGCUCCUGGCUGGAGCGCUGGAGUAUGAUAGUUUCCCUCAGCAGCUCCGUCUGCUGGAGGCCCCUCUGAAGCUGUCUGCUAAAGACCUGAGGUCCCAGGUGGUAAGAGAGGCCUGCAUCACAUUGGGAUACCUGUCCACGCUAAUGGGCAACAAGUUUGACCACUGUGCAGAGACCCUGAUGCCCACACUGCUCAACCUGGUGCCCAACAGUGCCAAGGUGAUGGCCACGUCUGGCAUGGCAGCCAUACGUCUCAUCCUCAGGCAUACACACUACUCACGUCUCAUCCCAAUCAUCACUAGUAACUGCACGUCCAAAUCAGUGGCAGUCAGACGGCGCAGUUAUGAGUUCUUAGAGCUGUUAUUACUGGAGUGGCAGACACACACACUGGAGAGGCACGUGGCUAUUCUGACGGAGACCAUCAAGAAAGGGAUCCAUGAUGCCGACUCAGAGGCCAGGUCCGUGGCCAGAAAGUGUUAUUGGGGUUUCCAUGGCCACUACAGCAGGGAAGCGGAGCAUCUUUUCCAGGCCUUGGAGUCAACCUAUCAGAAGGCUCUCCAGUCUCACCUGAAAAGUUCUGACAGCGUUGUGUCCCUCCCCCAAUCAGACCGCUCAUCCUCCUCCUCUCAGGAGAGCCUCAACCGGCCCCUGUCUGUCAAGAGUGUCAUAGGAGGCGGCAUGGCAAGGGGGAAGAUGGUGAGUUCCAGGGUGAACUCUAACCCCGGCGGUUCUCUUCAGCGUUCCCGUAGUGACAUCGACGUGAACGCUGCGGCCAGCGCCAAAUCCUGUCUGGUCACCGUGCCCUCCGCUUCUCCCUUCAGCUCAGCCGCUACUCUGCCCCCAGGCUCCUACGCCUCUCUAGAUGGCACACCUGGUAAAAUGAAUACGGGUCGUGUGCGUACGAGGAGGACAAGCGCUGGCAGUGCCAUCGGAGCCAGCGCUACUGUGACUGACAGCAGGGGGCGCAGCCGAGCCAAAAUGGUAUCCCAGUCCCAGCGAUCCAGAUCUGCUAACCCCACUGGCGGUGGUAAGGCCCGGACUUCAUCCAAUCAGACUGGCAGUCGCUCCAGUUCCCCUGGCAAGCUGCUGGGCCACUCGUCUGGGUACGGGAGGAUCAGCAGGCCCCCCUCAGCCUCCAGCACCCCUGCAGACAAGAGGAGCAAGGUCCCCCGCAGCCAGGGCUGCAGUAGAGAUUCCUCUCCCAGCCGACUGGGACUAGCCAGGCUGUGUGGUAAAGCUCUUGUUCCUGGUACUCCUCUCUCCUCCUACCACACGCUAGCGAGGAGCCGUAUCCCCCGGCCCAGCAUGAGUCAGGGCUGCAGCAGGGAAACCUCUAGGGAAAGCAGCCGAGACACCAGCCCUGCUCGGGGCUUCAAGCCUCUUGAUCGGUUUGGUUUGAUUCACCAGGACCGUAUCUCUGCCUCAGUAAAUGCCAUGAGAGUCCUCAACACUGGCACUGAGGUUGAGGCUGCUGUGGCUGAUGCACUGCUGUUAGGAGACUCCAGAAAUAAUAAGAGGAAGCCUAUGAGGCGGCGGUAUGAGUCUCCGGGUAUCUAUUCUGACGACGAUGCGAACAGCGACGCAUCCAGUGCAUGCUCAGAGCGCUCAUAUGGGUCCAGGAACGGAGGUAUCCCUCACUACCUGCGUCAAACGGAGGAUGUGGCGGAGGUGCUAAACCACUGUGCCAGCUCCAACUGGUCAGAGAGGAAGGAGGGGCUGCUGGGUCUGCAGAACCUACUCAAGAACCAAAGAAUACUCAGCCGAGUGGAGCUGAAGAGACUAUGUGAGAUCUUCAGCAGGAUGUUUGCAGAUCCACACAGUAAGGUGUUCAGUAUGUUUCUGGAGACUCUGGUAGACUUUAUCUUGGUGCACAGAGAAGACCUGCAGGACUGGCUGUUUGUCCUGCUCACCCAGCUACUGAAGAAGAUGGGAGCUGACCUGCUGGGGUCUGUCCAGGCCAAGGUCCAGAAGGCUUUGGACAUCACCAGGGAGUCUUUUCCGUUUGAUCACCAGUUCAACAUCCUGAUGAGGUUCAUUGUUGACCAGACACAGACACCCAACCUCAAGGUGAAGGUGGCCAUUCUGAAGUACAUAGAAUCACUGGCCAGACAGAUGGAUCCGACAGACUUUGUGAACUCCAGUGAAACCCGACUGGCUGUAUCUCGCAUCAUUACCUGGACCACAGAGCCCAAGAGCUCCGACGUCAGGAAGGCAGCCCAGGUUGUGCUAAUCUCUCUGUUUGAGCUGAACACUCCAGAGUUCACCAUGCUGCUGGGAGCCUUGCCCAAGACCUUCCAGGACGGGGCCACCAAGCUGCUCCAGAACCACCUGAAAAACUCCAGCAACACCAGCAGCGUGAGUUCUCCCAGCAACACUAUUGGGCGGACCCCAAGCCGGCACCCCCCAAGCCGGACCAGCCCUCUCACUUCCCCAACCAACUGCUCCCAUGGGGGGCUGUCUCCCAGUAUGUUGGAGUAUGACACAGAGAACAUGAACUCUGAUGAGAUCUACAGCUCCCUGCGAGGGGUCACAGAGGCCAUCCAGAGCUUCAGCUACCGCAGCCAGGAGGACCUCAACGAGUUGAGAGGGAAGAGGGACGAUGCUGCGGGACGGGAAGCUGUGGCGCCCUCUCCAGGCUCUGAUGCCCGUCUGGGGCUGGAUGUGGUUGAGGGUGGGCGUACGGCCCUGGAUAACAAGACCUCCCUUCUCAACACCCCGUCCCCCCGCUCCUUCUCUGGGCCGCGAACCAGGGAGUUCGCCCCCUACGGAUACGGAGACACCAUCACCUCAUCCUACGACAAGAGCGCCCUGAAGGAGGCCGUGUUUGAUGACGACGUGGAUCAGUUUAGAGACUGCCGUCGGCAGGACAGCAGUGGUGAAAACAAGAUGGUGCUGUCUAAGGGCUUUGCUCCAGGUUCCCAGGACCACUCGGACCUGGUUGCAGACCUGCUGAAGGAACUGUCAAAUCACAAUGAACGCGUGGAGGAGCGUAAAGGGGCGUUGGUGGAACUCCUGAAGAUCACCCGGGAGGACAGCCUGGCCGUGUGGGACGAACACUUCAAGACCAUCCUCCUCCUGCUCCUGGAGACACUGGGGGAUAAAGACUACACUAUACGGGCCAUGGCACUGAGGGUACUGAAGGAGAUACUGCGGAACCAGCCGGCCCGCUUCAAGAACUACGCUGAACUCACCAUCAUGAAGACCCUGGAGGCACACAAAGACUCCCACAAGGAGGUGGUAAGAGCAGCGGAGGAGUCUGCCUCCACCCUAGCCAGCUCCAUCCACCCAGAGCAGUGUAUCAAGGUGCUGUGUCCCAUCGUCCAGACGGCUGACUACCCCAUCAACCUGGCUGCCAUCAAGAUGCAGACCAAGGUGAUCGAACGCAUCACCAAGGAGUCCCUGCACCAGCUGCUGCCUGACAUCAUACCAGGACUACUGCAGGGCUAUGACAAUACAGAGAGUAGUGUUCGCAAGGCCAGCGUGUUCUGUCUGGUGGCCAUCUACUCCGUGAUUGGAGAAGAGCUCAAACCACACCUGCAGCUACUCACGGGCAGCAAGAUGAAGCUGCUGAACUUGUACAUCAAGAGGGCUCAGACAACCAACAGCAACAGCAGCAGUUCCUCGGAUGUCUCUUCACACAGCUAGCUGUAGGAGCAGAGGGAGGGAAACACAGAUCCAUCUGCCUGUACUGUGCAUAUGAAUUAGGGGGGAAAGGUUGCUUCCCAAAUUGGCAUCCUUUUCCCUAUAUAGUGCACUACUGUUGUGCUCUGGCCAGAAGUAGUAUACUAUAUAGGGAAUAGGGUGCCAUUUGGGACAGAUUCAUAGUCGUGCCUCUUCCAGACCUCUCCAUUCCUGAUCUUUUCUUCUCUCCUUCACCCCACUGGACUCCUCUGGGUGACCCUAUGACAUGCUCAUCGCUCCAACCACCGCUUCACUUACUUUGCUCUUUUUUCCCCAUGAAACUUGUACCUUCAUUUGUCUCGUCCCGUCGUUGUCGUCUCCCCCCCAGCUGUUAUUACGCAUCACUAGCAAUGUGUUGCAAGGUAAAGAUCAGAUAUUCAUUAUGUUGAGCAUUCAGAGUGUAGGGGUGGAAACGUAACCACGGGUUAUGAUAUGGUCCAAUAAGAAUGGUACGUAUGGUCCAAUACUAAAUAAUACCCUGAUAUUCAUUAUGUUGAGCAUUCAGAGUGUAAGGGUGGAAACGUAACCACGGGUUAUGAUAUGGUCCAAUAAGAAUGGUACGUAUGGUCCAAUACUAAAUAAUACCCUGAUAUUCAUUAUGUUGAGCAUUCAGAGUGUAAGGGUGGAAACGUAACCACGGGUUAUGAUAUGGUCCAAUAAGAAUGGUACGUAUGGUCCAAUACUAACUAAUACCCUGAUAUUCAUUAUGUUGAGCAUUCAGAGUGUAGGGGUGGAAACGUAACCACGGGUUAUGAUAUGGUCCAAUAAGAAUGGUACGUAUGGUCCAAUACUAACUAAUACCCUGAUAUUCAUUAUGUUGAGCAUUCAGAGUGUAGGGGUGGAAACGUAACCACGGGUUAUGAUAUGGUCCAAUAAGAAUGGUACGUAUGGUCCAAUACUAAAUAAUACCCUGAUAUUCAUUAUGUUGAGCAUUCAGAGUGUAAGGGUGGAAACGUAACCACGGGUUAUGAUAUGGUCCAAUAAGAAUGGUACGUAUGGUCCAAUACUAACUAAUACCCUGAUAUUCAUUAUGUUGAGCAUUCAGAGUGUAGGGGUGGAAACGUAACCACGGGUUAUGAUAUGGUCCAAUAAGA
Messenger RNA from Oncorhynchus masou masou (cherry salmon), 5162 nucleotides. Its product is annotated as CLIP-associating protein 1-like. Gene Ontology annotation, biological process: establishment of mitotic spindle localization; mitotic spindle assembly. Gene Ontology annotation, molecular function: kinetochore binding; microtubule binding. NCBI's taxonomy places the organism in Eukaryota, Metazoa, Chordata, Actinopteri, Salmoniformes, Salmonidae. The record is from RefSeq and is a predicted model, not a curated record. Bases 1 to 4032 code for a protein of 1343 amino acids. Gene Ontology annotation, cellular component: spindle microtubule; microtubule organizing center; basal cortex. The transcript is spliced from 34 exons.